CCACCAACUUAAAGCCCUCUCCCCCUCCCCACCACCUCCCACCAACCUUUACGCCUCCAUGUCGGCAGAUUCCCACUCUUCCCCUCUCCCCUCCUCCACGGCCGCCGGCGUUGGCCUUGGCUACGGCAUCGCCAUCGCCGUCGGCCUCCUCGUUUUAGUCUCCACCAUCAUGCUCGCCUCCUACGUCUGCGUCCGCGCCAAGGGAAAUAACAGCAGCCCCCGCUCCACCGCCGCCGCCGCCCCCUCCUCCACCGUCGCCGGAGGAACCCCUCCCGACGCCGCCGCCUUCGUGGUGGUGGGCCUGGACAGGCCCGCCAUCGAGGCCUACUAUCCCAAGUUCGUCUAUAAAGCGGGCAUGGCGGCGGCGCCGGGGCCGUGCCCGAUAUGCCUGGCGGAGUACGAGGGCGAGGAGGCGCUGCGGCGGGUGCCGGAGUGCGGGCACUGCUUCCACGCCGACUGCGUCGACGAGUGGCUCCGCGUGAGCGCCACGUGCCCGCUCUGCCGGAGCUCGCCGGUGCCGUCCCCCGCAGCGACGCCGGUGGCCACGCCGCUCUCGGAGCUCAUCCCGCUGGCGGUGCACGCCAGGUGAUCUGCCGCUUGGGUUGGCUGGGAGAUGGUUUUAGUCUGAUGCUCUGUUAUUCUUUCUUUAUACUUUAGUUUCUUUCUUUUUUAAAAAAAAAAAAAAAUCUUGGUCACGGUGUUAACCUUACAGAUAGUCGGCUUAUAGUUAGCUCAAAAAUUUUGUUCGCACAUUAAAUUAGAGAUCUACAUCUACAAUAAUGAGUUCGAUCACUUCAGUGCCUUGUUUGAAUCAAGGCAGUGAAAAAACUAAUGAAAAACAAAUGGUACACAUAGAGAUGGGCUCUAUUUGCUGGUUAAAAAUGAGUGAAUAGCUAUAACAAGUGUGGGAACAACAUUUGUGUGAUAUUUUUAUUUUAUUUUAUUUUUUUUCUAAAAUAGAUGAUUCAUAUAGUUCUAGUACGAAUACAUUCAAUAGGAUCAAAAAAAACAACAAGUCACAGAGCAUUUUAGGCAACUCUCCUUCCCCAACCCAUAGAAUGCCUCCACAGUGUCUGGCCACAUACAAAACCAUCCAGUCCAGAACUUCGUUAGCCUUUCUGAACACGUGCUUAACUUGAAAGGCCACAUCGCCACUGAUCAUAGUGACCGGUAAAGCUGGAAAAAUGCGCUAUUCAGUUCAAGUAGCAAGGGAUUAAGUAAUUAAUUCAUGAUCGGCCUAAGUCGAGUGCACAUUGCAUAAAUAGACCUGCCAGCUGCUCCCUUUACAUCACUGUAUGCUGCACAUGUUCGCCGAGAGCUAAAAGCUCUCCCAAACAAGCAGCGUUUUAAACCAAUCUCCACAAGCACAGCCUGGCUCAAGCAACCCAACGUAAUUCUUGGCCUCACCUACAAAGCUUUUUUUGUAAAAGUUGCUUUCCCUUUCCUGACUUUCUGCUCAAACGUUCCUGCAUUAUUUAUUGCACGUAUCACCGUCUCAUUGAUAAGCUCAUUUGCUGAUCAGAGUAGAUAAUUUCAGUCCCCAAAUGGAUCAAGGAUAGCAAAUGGCGAAUGCGUGCCCACAUCAAGCAGAUUUCCGUCCCUAUCUGAUGCAUUCCAUCUAAUUAAAUCACCACAUUCUCUUAUUUCUAACAAAUGACAUCCAUUAGAUUCUCCUACGCACUUACAUCGCACCUUUCAUCAAAACCCCUAGACAGUUGUCUUGUGCCUGUCAUUGAGUUGUUAACCCAUGGUUAGCCUGCUAAAUAUACCAUCAUGCCAAGUCAGCUGGGGUAAUAAAAUCUCUCGUGCUUUGUUAGCUAAUGCAACCAGCAAAGAUAUUGUAUCCCAUAUGACGAGCCCCUUUGAAACCUGGAGGUAAGCGUGGAGCCGAAUGCAGCAACAACUACGUCAGGGGUUCCCAGAACUGAGUCUCCUCGCAUAAUGGAACACCAGACUGGGCCUCUCGAGAACCUUUUUAUUGGAAUGACGACUCUGAUGCUGCCCUCGCUUUUGGCCCAUGGACAGCAACAUAGCCAGGAUAUCCCAUGGAAACCAACAUAAAAACUGGCCCGACAGGAGAGAAGGGGAAGGCCGCCCUCCCCACCAAAUUGCCAUACGCCCAAGUUUAUAUGCGCUCUUAAAACAUUCCUUCACUUGCGAUCUUUAUUCCUAUCACAUGAUCGCGCUGAAAGUUUAUAUCCUGGCGCCAAAUAGCAAGCCAUGCAAACACAACACCACUUCAGAAGCAUAAACCUGCAUAAAUACAGAAGCUGCAGUAGGAGCCCAAGACUAUCAAUGGAUGAGCCAUUCUUCACUCUAAAUUGACACAGUCAAACGCAAUAUAAUACGAAACGAAGAGGACUCAUGUAUGAGUUGAUCCUCCAGGCACAAAUUAGUUCUCAGUAAUUCUACACUUCUGAAAAGUCUUUGUUCUGAUCUUUUGACAGAUAAGCAUGAGAAAUAUGGUUUUGUUCUCAUUCUUAACACAGAGACAGACUGACACCAUAUCCGUGCAGGAGAGGCAUACCACGCACGCACUUGCUACGAAGAAAGAGGCUGCCGGUUGUGUGCAAAAAAUUAACUCCGCUGCACUGCACACCAUCAGAAACCGAUAGCAUCACCAGCCACUCCUUUGGCAUGCGAACCAGAGACAGGCUCACUAUCUGAGAUGCUACAUCUUGCAAGGAAUGCAUUCUACCUCUUGGGUUCCUGUUAACUCUUCUGCUCCAUUGAACUAGCCAACCGGUUGAUGCAGCAGUUAGUCUGAACUCACUUCUAUCCACCCUUCCCCAUUAGCUGCUUCCAUUAAUAUUGAUGCCGGUCUUCCUAUGCCACAGUGGUCAGACAAAUGGACGAGCCAAUAUUCCAUUAAUGUCCCAUCUUGAAGCAUUAAA
Messenger RNA from Phoenix dactylifera (date palm), 2894 nucleotides. The record is from RefSeq and is a predicted model, not a curated record. NCBI's taxonomy places the organism in Eukaryota, Viridiplantae, Streptophyta, Magnoliopsida, Arecales, Arecaceae.